AUGGCGGCGCUGCUGGAGCACGAGAGCCAGAUCUUCCUGGAGCUCUUCCACCGCGACGGGCUCGUCGUGUGCGCCCGCGGGCUCGGCAUCGACCGCCUGCUGCUGCGCUUCCUGCGCCUCUACUGCGAGCCCGCCAGCCUGGUGCUCGUGCUCAACACCAGCCCCGCCGAGGAGGAGUAUUUUAUUGAUCAGCUGAGGUCAGAUGGAGUUGUUCAUCUCCCUCGACGUGUUACCAAUGAAAUUCCAAAUAAUACUCGAUAUGAAUUUUAUACACAAGGAGGAGUCAUCUUUGCAACCAGUCGGAUCCUUGUGGUAGAUUUCCUUACUGACAGAAUCCCUGCCAAUCUCAUUACUGGCAUUUUGGUGUACAAAGCACACAGAAUCAUUGAGUCCUGUCAGGAAGCGUUCAUCUUGCGACUUUAUCGCCAGAAGAACAAGCAAGGCUUCAUUAAAGCUUUUACAGAUAAUGCAGUUGCAUUUAACACUGGCUUUUGUCAAGUGGAAAGAGUGAUGAAGAAUCUUUUUGUUGGGAAGCUUUAUCUGUGGCCAAGAUUUCACAUAGCAGUGCACUCGUUUUUAGAGAAGCAUAAACCUGAAGUGGUGGAAAUCCACGUGGCAAUGACCCCUGCUAUGCUUGCCAUCCAGACUGCAAUCCUGGACAUUCUGAAUGCAUGUCUGAAGGAACUGAAACGUUACAACCCAGCUCUUGAAGUAGAAGAUCUGUCUUUAGAGAAUGCUAUUGCUAAACCUUUUGACAAGACAAUCCGCCACUAUUUAGAUCCUCUCUGGCAUCAGCUCGGAGCUAAGACAAAGUCUUUGGUGCAGGAUCUGAAGAUCCUACGUACUUUGCUACUGUAUCUAACCCAGUAUGAUUGUGUCACUUUCCUUAAUCUCCUGGAGUCACUGAAAGCAAGUGAAAAAGCUUUUGGUGAGAAUUCAGGCUGGCUGUUCCUUGACUCCAGUACUUCAAUGUUUGUGAAUGCUCGAGCUCGAGUUUAUCGCAUUGCAGAUGAGAAACUGAAUCAGAAAGGCAAAGGCUCAGGCUCUGAAAAACGUGAUGUAAAGAAGGAAAAUGAACUGAAAAGGGAAUUGGUUCUAGAAAGUAACCCAAAAUGGGAAGCUUUGAGAGAAGUACUGAAAGAGAUUGAAAAUGAGAAUAAGAACAGUGACAACCUUGGCGGUCCAGGGCAAGUGCUCAUUUGUGCCAGUGAUGACCGAGCCUGUGCACAGCUCAGGGAGUGUAUUAUUACUGGAGCAGAAGCUUUUCUAACAAGACUUUAUAACAAAACCUUCGGAAAGGACGAGAAAGCUGGAGAAGUGUGGAUUAAGGACAGAAACGCCACAAAGUCCAAAGGAAAUGCCAAACCAGACACAGGGCCUCAAGCCAAAAAAGCCAAGCUGACAGCUUCUUCAAAACAAAAUAAACAGAAGAAGCAGCAAGACCGGACUCUAAUCCAAAUGAUAGGGAAAACUGAGGAGGAAAAGAGAGAAGAGGUCGAGGUGGAAGACAACAAAGAAUUAAGUGGUAGCCAAGAAGGCAACACUGAAGAGACCAUUCCUGAAGAUUUUGAUUUCAGCUUGCCCUCAGAUUGUUACUAUGGGAUUUUCAAGGACCCACUGACAAUUAUCCACCCGCUGCAGGGCUGUGGGGAUCCCUACGCACUCACUCGGGUGCUGCACGAAGUAGAACCCAGAUAUGUUGUGCUGUAUGAUGCAGAACUCACUUUUGUUCGGCAGCUGGAAAUCUACAAGGCAAGCAGGCCUGGGAAGCCUUUGAGAGUUUAUUUCCUCAUAUAUGGGGGCUCCACAGAAGAGCAGCGCUACCUCACAGCUCUGAGGAAGGAGAAGGAGGCCUUCGAAAAACUCAUUCGAGAGAAGGCCAGCAUGGUUGUUCCUGAAGAAAGAGAAGGAAGAGAUGAAACAAACUUAGAUCUCCUCAGAGACGCCAGACCUGCCUCUGUCUCUGCUGACACACGCAAAGCAGGUGGACAGGAACAGAAGGGUGUCCAGCAAACCAUAAUCGUGGAUAUGCGGGAAUUCCGUAGCGAGCUUCCAUCCCUGAUCCAUCGCCGUGGCAUCGACAUCGAGCCCGUGACUUUGGAAGUUGGGGAUUAUAUUCUAACCCCUGACGUCUGCGUGGAGCGCAAGAGCGUCAGCGAUCUGAUCGGGUCCCUGAACAACGGCAGGCUGUACGCGCAGUGCGUGGCCAUGUGCCGCUACUACAAGCGGCCGGUGCUCCUCAUCGAGUUUGAUCCUAACAAACCCUUCUCCUUGAUCCCACGAGGCUCUUUACAGCCAGAAAUUUCCAGCAAUGAUGUUACUUCUAAACUGACCCUUCUCACGCUGCACUUCCCAAAGUUGCGAAUCCUGUGGUGUCCCUCUCCCCACGCUACUGCUGAAGUCUUUGAAGAGUUGAAACAAAACCAUCCCCAACCCGACGCAGAAAAGGCGAUGGCCGUCACCGCAGACUCCGAAAUUCUCCCCGAGUCAGACAAGUACAACCCUGGGCCUCAGGACUUCCUGCUGAAAAUGCCAGGGGUUAAUGCAAAGAACUGCCGUGCCUUAAUGACCCACGUUAAAAGCAUUGCAGAGCUGGUGACGCUGUCCAAGGACGAGCUGGCCAAGAUUUUGGGUAAUGCUGCCAAUGCCACACAACUCUUCGACUUUAUUCACCUGACCUAUGCAGAGGCACUAGCCAAAGGAAAAAGCAAAAAAUGACUCAUGAGAUUGUUCAACACACAGCACAGAUAAGCUUUGCUGGCACAGUACUUUGGCAAAUACAUGAAAUAUUUUAAUAAAUGCCCCCUCUAAGAUAACCAGCUGUUUCUUGCUCAUGCUAUUCCAUCAGUUUUAAUAUGUGAGUUAAUUAUUACUAAAGGCAAGUUUCAAGAGGAAAAAAUAUUUUUAAUAGAGAAAUAUGAAUUAUUUUUAUUCUUUUUAAAGCACUUUAACCAAUUCUAUAAUAUCACUGAAUUAACUAAAUUUCUAACUGAAAUUAGAAAUUUCAGUUAGAAAACUGAAAUAAAUUUCUAAUUGAAUUAACUAACUUUCACCAAGACCAUAAGAAUUAAGUGCUAAGACUAACUGAUAAAGGUGUUUUCUUGUGAAAGUUAUGAUGUCUUGUUCAAGCUAAAAAUGUGCUGUGUUUUGAUUAGUCUGGCUGACCUGCUGCAUGAUACAACACUGCUUUUGCCAUUUUUAAUGUCUCAUUCUCUGGCAACUGCCACUUUUUGAUUGACAGUGAUGAAGCUAUUUGAAACACGUUGUGGUCUUUGCUCAGGAGUUUAUUUAGACUAUACUGGGACUGAAUCCUGAAUUUUAGAACAUGACCAUAAGCCUUUGUCACAGUAAAAUCCAUUUGUAUGCUAUGCUCUGCAUUUUGCUUGCUUACCCUACUACCAAUUACACUUUUUACCAUUACAAAGCCGGUACAGCUCUGUCCUGCUAGAUUUUACAAAGU
This is a messenger RNA of Melozone crissalis (California towhee), 3460 nucleotides long. It is a transcript of the gene ERCC4, whose product is annotated as ERCC excision repair 4, endonuclease catalytic subunit. NCBI's taxonomy places the organism in Eukaryota, Metazoa, Chordata, Aves, Passeriformes, Passerellidae. Gene Ontology annotation, molecular function: single-stranded DNA binding; damaged DNA binding; single-stranded DNA endonuclease activity. Bases 1 to 2718 code for a protein of 905 amino acids. The record is from RefSeq and is a predicted model, not a curated record. Gene Ontology annotation, biological process: resolution of meiotic recombination intermediates; double-strand break repair via homologous recombination; nucleotide-excision repair involved in interstrand cross-link repair. The transcript has 11 exons. Gene Ontology annotation, cellular component: nucleotide-excision repair factor 1 complex.